Molecule: messenger RNA, 1659 nt
Organism: Cynoglossus semilaevis (tongue sole)
Lineage: Eukaryota; Metazoa; Chordata; Actinopteri; Pleuronectiformes; Cynoglossidae
Gene: mul1
Product: mitochondrial E3 ubiquitin protein ligase 1
Exons: 5
Coding region: 404-1462 (352 amino acids)
Biological process (GO): protein ubiquitination; organelle organization
Cellular component (GO): mitochondrion
Molecular function (GO): ubiquitin-protein transferase activity
Source: RefSeq, a predicted model, not a curated record
CUCCAUUUUUUUUUAAGUCAGUUUUAUUUUUCAUAGAAUAUGUAAUGGCAUAAUACAGCUAACAAAAUCAGAAAAUUGGGACACAACCUUGAAGGUAGAAUGAUAGAAUAAAUAGUAGUUAAGAUAUAAUAGAAUAAAUACAUAGCAUAUAAAAGAUGAAUCACAUGUUUAAAGCUCACAGUAUUUCAAGUAGUUCAAGUUUAAUUCAAAACAUAAGAAGUUAUAACUACUAACCUCAAAGAAAGAUUUCAUAUUUUUAUGGAAUGUAUUGCUGCUUUCACUGUACAAAAUUUAUUUAUAAAAUUUUAUUUUAUAGGCUACAGUAGUCACUGCUAAUAUGUCUAUCAAAUAGAAACUAAUAUUUACAUUUUUCUUUUCACCUGUGCCUCUGUAUUUCCACAGAAUGGACACCAAUGGGAAACCCUCGACAGCACAGAUAGUGGUUUUAGCCACUGGCUCGGCGCUGACUGCGCUCUUUUACUCUCUUUAUAAGAGCAAAGCUACAACAUUUGCCAGUUUAAAGGAAGCCAAGAAAGUGUCCAUUGACAAUAACUUACAAAACCUCUUGUCUGAAACCCCUGGAAGAUGUGUCCCGUACGCUGUGAUAGAAGGUGUAGUGAGAAAUGUGAAGGAAACUCUGAGCAGCCAGUUUGUGGAUAACUGUAAAGGUGUCAUUGAAAGACUGACGCUGAAGGAGGAAAAGAUGGUGUGGAGUCGGACCACUCACAUCUGGAACCGCACAGAGAAAGUCAUUCACCAGCGCACCAACACCGUCCCCUUUGCCCUGGGAUCUCAUGACGAAGAUAUCGCCGCCACAGUCCGAGUCAUACGCCCGCUGGAUGCUGCAGAGUUGGACUUAGAGACCACCUACGAGAACUUCCACCCCACGGUCCAGUCCCUGUCCAGCGUAAUCGGCCACUUCAUCAGUGGGGAACGACCAAAGGGAAUACACGAAAUCGAGGAGAUGUUGCGGGUGGGAGACACUGUCACUGGAGUGGGAGAGCUGGUCCAGGAUAACAACAUGAUCAAGCUGCAGCCGCCCAAGCAGGGUCUGUGUUACUUCCUCACCCGACAGGACUACAAGUGUCUGCUGAGGAAGCAGGAGCAAAGCGUCAGACUGUGGAGGAUUUUGACUCUCGUUUCAGGCAUCGCCGCUUGUUCCAUGCUCAUAAUCAUCCUGUGGAAGAAAUACGUGCACCACAGACAGAAGAAGGAGGAGAGCAGAAUGCUCAAAGAGUUCAUAGAGCAGCAGAAGAAACAGAAGGGUGAGGGUGACCUGGACGAAAGCAGCCUGUCACCCACCAGCUGCGUGGUCUGCCUCAGCGGCGAGCGCGCUUACGUCUUCCUGGAGUGUGGUCACGUGUGUGCCUGCUCUAUGUGCUAUGACGCACUGCCAAAGCCCAAGAAAUGCCCCAUCUGCAGGUCACUGAUAAACAGAGUUGUGCCGUUUUACUACAGCUAACAACGAAGGAAAUAUUCCUGUUAAAAAGUUGAAAUGGUUGUUUAAUUUGUUUCAUUUUUAUUUUAAAUGUAAUAAUUAUGUGUGGAAGCUGUAAAUGAUCUCGACAGUAAAAAGCUAAUGUGUAUAUAUAUGUAUAUAUACACACACACACAGUGAGAACGAGACAAUGAGAAUAAAUUUCUUUAAUAUCAGGAAAA